UGGUGUAGUGAGCGUGGGGUCCCUGGCGGCCUGGUGUGGUAAACAUGGCAGGUCUGCGGGCGUGUGCUGCUGCGCUCAGGGCCUCCUGGACACUCUCCUUCACACCAACAUGUUCACAUCUCCAACGUCUCCAGUACUCCAGGGCUCUCGGUGGUGGUAUUGGUAAAAAGGGCAAGGGAAAAAUUGGUCCAACUAUUGAAAAAGUGCAUCUGCCAGUGGAGACAGAUCCAGUAAAACUGGUUACUUAUGUAUGUGGGUCACAUCCAGUGAAGGAGAAUAGAGAAGACGUUAAAAUAAAGGAUGACUCCGAGUACCCAGAUUGGCUCUGGACACUUCGAACUGGUAAGCCACCACCAUUGGAAGAGCUGGAUCCCAAUACCAAAGCCUACUGGAAGAGGUUAAGACACAUGGCCAUGAAAGAAAAGAAUCUUCAUAUGAAACUCAGGAAGUUCUGAAGACAAUAAAUAAUUAAUGUUAACAAUGUAGGGAUGUGAAUUGUAUAUGGAUUGAAACUUGAUGACCUUAACAUUUUCCAAAUGUAUUAAAUCAGGUUCUGUGAAUGUACAGUAUAAUCAAGAUUAUUAGUAAAAUAGCAGAUAUCUGCACAUUUUUUAUGAACA
Procambarus clarkii (red swamp crayfish) is the source of this 620-nucleotide messenger RNA. RefSeq names its product mitochondrial ribosomal protein L54 (gene mRpL54). The record is from RefSeq and is a predicted model, not a curated record. Gene Ontology annotation, molecular function: structural constituent of ribosome. NCBI's taxonomy places the organism in Eukaryota, Metazoa, Arthropoda, Malacostraca, Decapoda, Cambaridae. Gene Ontology annotation, cellular component: mitochondrial large ribosomal subunit.